CAUGGAAACCGAGCGCACGCGGAGCGCCGCCCUCCUUCCCUGCUUCCCGCCGGGCCGCCGCCGCAGUCGCCACCAUGAUGCUCCUGGGCCGCGGGCUGGACGCCAGGGACAAUCAGACUAGACAAAUACAAGAUGCUGUUUCAAAUGUGGAAAAACAUUUUGGUGAAUUGUGCCAAAUAUUUGCUGGAUAUGUACGUAAAACUGCCAGACUACGAGACAAAGCAGAUCUUCUAGUAAAUGAAAUAUAUGCAUAUGCAGCUACAGAGACACCAAACUUAAAAGUUGGACUGAAAAACUUUGCAGAUGAAUUUUCCAGACUUCAGGAUUAUCGCCAGGCAGAGGUUGACAGGCUGGAAGCAAAGGUUGUUGAACCUCUGAAAUGUUAUGGGACCAUAGUGAAACUUAAAAGGGAUGAUCUUAAAGCAACUUUAACAGCAAAGCACCGAGAAGCCAAGCAAUUAUCUCAACUGGAAAAGACCCGUCAGCGGAAUCCAUCAGAUCUACACAUUAUCUCACAGGCUGAAAAUGAACUGCACAGAGCAACACUGGAGACUACUCGAACAACUCGGCACUUAGAGGAAACCAUUGAUAAUUUUGAGAAAAAGAAAAUAAAGGACAUCAAAAACAUAUUUUCUGAAUUUAUAACUAUUGAAAUGUUGUUCCAUGGGAAAGCUUUAGAGAUAUAUACUGCUGCCUACCAAAACAUCCAAAAUAUUGAUGAAAAUGAAGAUUUGGAGGUUUUUCGGAGCUCACUUUAUCCACCAGACUAUCAGUCUCGCUUAGACAUAGUUCGUGCAAAUUCCAAGUCCCCCCUGCAAAGAACUGGCUCCUCAAAAUCUUCAUUGAGAACAGUACAGCAGAUUUCCCGCAGAAUGCUAAGAAAAGAUGAAGAAGAGGAGGACGAAGAAGAUGAAGAUGAGGUAGAAGAAGAUGAGGAGGAUGAAUCUGGUGCUACUAAGGAAGUGAGAUAACAAAGCUGUUCAAGAGGGGGGUUCUUUUACGGGGGG
Molecule: messenger RNA, 1007 nt
Organism: Corvus hawaiiensis (hawaiian crow)
Lineage: Eukaryota; Metazoa; Chordata; Aves; Passeriformes; Corvidae
Gene: CIBAR1
Product: CBY1 interacting BAR domain containing 1
Exons: 9
Coding region: 75-971 (298 amino acids)
Biological process (GO): cilium assembly
Cellular component (GO): ciliary basal body; ciliary transition zone
Source: RefSeq, a predicted model, not a curated record